Messenger RNA from Vanrija pseudolonga, 4003 nucleotides. It is a transcript of the gene nuc-2, whose product is annotated as Ankyrin repeat protein nuc-2. The transcript is spliced from 5 exons. Lineage: Eukaryota; Fungi; Basidiomycota; Tremellomycetes; Trichosporonales; Trichosporonaceae. Bases 469 to 3954 code for a protein of 1161 amino acids. The record is from RefSeq and is a predicted model, not a curated record. Gene Ontology annotation, molecular function: phosphoric diester hydrolase activity; protein binding. Gene Ontology annotation, biological process: lipid metabolic process.
CAGCAGCAGCCGCACACGACCACGACCACGACGGCCUGCGUCAAGCAAGCAUCUCUCUCUCGACAUUACUGCCAGCACCAGACAGAAAAAAGUCACAAGAGUAAAAUAGAGUCGUAGUGUGUGUUUAGGCCGGAAUCAACUCGCCGCGAGCUCCGCCGCCGCCGUCACCACCACCAGUCGCCAGUCGCCGCUGCCCCACCCCCACCACCACUUCUCAUCCCACCCAUCGCAUCUCUUGUUCGCUUGGCAAAGCAGCAACAACGCAACACCAACAGUCAAGCAAACGUUCUCUUCACGUCCCACUACAUCGCGCACACGUACAAGGCGACUUGUAGCGUACACCCCAAACGCGCCAGCAGCAGCGCUCGCUGGCGAUUACGCCGACACCCAUUUCCACCUACCCCACCCCAUCACACUUAUCUCCACACGCAACCCCUUCCUUCCCAGCCCACCUGACAACACGGCGCGAUGAAGUUCGGCAAGAGCAUCGUUGCAUCCCAGGUGCCAGGAUGGGCAGACUACUACCUAAACUACAAGGCGCUCAAGAAGAUCAUCAACUCGCUCGCGGCCGGCCGGCCGGCGUCCGAGGCCGCGCUCCUCUCGCGCGGCGGCCGCCCGUCCAAGCGCCGCCUGUCGGACGCCCUCCCGAGCGACACGAGCGCGCCCUUCUCCCCUGCGCCGAGCGACACGGCGACGCCAGUAUUCGCGCCCGCCGCCGAGCCCCCGUCGACAGAUGUCGGCGACCUCGAGCCCCUCCCGCCAGAGGCCGAGGCGCCGGCCCCGGGCGGCUCGCGUAAUCUCCUCUCGGGGGGCGCGGGGGCCAACGGCGCCGCCGAUAGAGGCGAGAGCUUCAAGGCCCACCGCGACGUCUUCUUCUUCACCCUGCAGAGAGAGUUGGAGAAGAUCAACGCCUUCUACCUCAUCAAGGAGAGGGAUCUCCGACUACGCCUCCUCACCCUUCUAUCAAACCGGAAACGCCUUCUUCGCACCCAGCGCGAGCUUGUUGCCGACGGCCACGAUAUUGGCGAGGAGGGCGGCAAGCGCAGCGCCGAGUGGGCGAGUCUGGAGGAGGGAUGGAGAUUAUUCGAGCGCGACCUCGGCAAGCUCCAAGGCUUCAUCGAGAUCAACGCUACUGGAUUCCGCAAGAUCUUAAAAAAGUGGGACAAGAGGAGUAAGAGCAACACCAAGGAGCUCUACAUCGAGCGCCAGGUCGAGGUCCAGCCGUGCUUCAACCGCGAGUUCAUCGCCAAGCUCUCCGACAUUGUCGCUGCCAACCUGCUCGACAUUGAGAAUGGCUCGGACCACCUCACGGCUUCCUUCUUCGCCGCCGAGCUCCCCGAGGCUGUGGGCGACGAUGGGCUCGCCUUUGACAGGUCGGACAACGAGUCGGACCCUGGAGAGGUUCUCGCCAGCGACGCCCUGUUCGACCUCGAGGUCAACCUCCCCAAGACGAUCGAGGCCGGCCGCGACGCGUUCGCGCGCUGGGUCAAGCACACGCGCAAGGUCCUCAACAAGGACAAGCGCGGCGAGGGCCGUGCCAUGCGCGUCCUCUGGCGCGCAGCGCUCACCGCCCCUGACGACUACCUCGACCUCCUCUUCAACCCCAACCUAGACUUCAACUUUGUGGACAAGAUCAACGACCGCACGCCGCUCCACCAGGCCGCUAUCGCCGGCUCGCUCCGUCUCGUCGAGUUGUGUAUCGCCAACUCACCCGAGCUCAUCGAGCGCCAGGAUGCCUACGCGCGUCGCCCGCUCCACUACGCUUCGAUGCACGGCCACCCGUCCAUCGUGUCCCUGCUCCUCUCAUCCCACGCAGACCCCUCGGCCACGGACCAGGAUGGCUACACACCGCUCAUGCACGCCAUCACCCAGGGCCACCUCGAGGUUGUCCGCAUCUUUGUCCAAUCAGGCGAGCCCGUCAACCUCGAGCCUACCGCCAUCUCCACCGACCUCAUCCCUCUUUCACUUGCAUGCCAGUACGGCCACGUCGAGGUCGCUAGACUACUGCUCGAGCGCGGCGCAAAGGUCAGGCCCAACUCGGAAGGUCUCUUCCCCAUGCACUUUGCCGCCAAGGCUGGUCACGAGGCUAUCUGCAGACUACUUGUCGAGGCCGGUGGACCCGACGGCGGCGGCAAGGACAAGCAGGACAAGUACAACAUGUGGACGCCGAUUCACCACGCUGCCGUUGGUGGUCGCCAGGAGCACCUCGACUGCAUCAAGGUCCUGGUUGCCGCUGGCUGCGACGUCAACGUUGUCGACGAGUACGGCAAGGCCCCCGGAUGGUACGCUGCAUGGUUUGGCCACGUCAAGCUCCUCAACUUUUUGAUCGCGUCUGGCGCCAAGCUUGCCACCAAGGAGACCGAAAUCCGUGGCAUGGAGAACCUUGGUCUCGCUGCCGACCCUCAGAUGGACGCCCUGUCGCCCGGCUCGGACAUCGAGCUCGACCCUCCACUUGGCGACGACUUUGAGCUCAUCCCGUCGCUCUCCCUCCCCCCUCCCAUCAUCCCUCUCCGUGUCUACGGCCACGAGUUCCUUGCCAAGCGCUGUCUCGUCCAGCUCUCCCUCGGCCACCCCUUCAAGCGCGGCCACGAGAAGACACCUCCAGUAAAGCUCUACUCGCGCAGCAGCCAGGACAACCUCCACCUGUGGUCGUCGCUGAAGCUGGUCAUGACGUCCAAGUCGGACACCUCAGUUGUGCCUCACAGCGUCAUCCUGCCUCUUGCCGACGAGCGCGAGGUCUUCUCGUUCCAGGUGCAGUCGUUGGACAAGUUCACCCUCGAGGUGUCUCUGUACCCUACCUUUGGCUCCAAGGUCAUUGGUCGCGCCGUCAUCCUCCCUUCCACGUUCCUCGGUAUCCAGGACCACAAGGGUAUCGUCGCACCUCUGCUCGACCACCACCUCAAGACUAUCGGAGAGGUGGCCUUCGAGGUUAGCUGUAUCCGGCCGUUCGAGGGCGCACAGCUCGAAAUUGGUGGUCGUGUCGAGACGUACUGGAAGAGCAAGGUCACGCCAUCAAACGCGACUCAGGAUCACGCCCACCAGUUCCAGUCUCACCGUCCCAUCGGCGUGACGGCUCAGUCGCCUGCUGUUCGCCCCUCCGCGGUUGUCGUCCCUUCGCAGGUCGAGCCGGCCCAUGUCACGGCCAGCUCGCUUUCCGGUGACUACGUCCGCCUCAUCGUGCAGGUUACAAAAGACGGUGUGCCUGUUGUCUACCCCGACUUCAAGCUCCCCGUUCCAGGCCUCGACAUUGGCGUCUCUGAUGUCACGUUCGCCCAGUUCGACGCCAUGGCCAAGGACCGCGGCCUGACACUACCCACGAGCGCGACGGCGACGACCGCGCAGGAGUGGCGCACUGUCCUCGCCAAGUCGAUGACCUCGGUUGAACGCAUCCUCGCCCUUGUCCCCGCCGAUGUCGGCAUCAACCUGUGCCUCUUGUACACGCGCAAGUUUGACGCUCACGCUGUCGGUGUCGGCUCGUCGCUCGAGGUCAACGGCUUUGUCGACGCGGUGCUGCAGGUUGUCUACGACGCCGGCAAGCUGUCACCUGGCCGCAAGAUUCUCUUCUCGUCGUUUGACCCGACUGUGUGCACGGCACUCAACUGGAAGCAGCCAAACUACGCCGUGUUCUUCGCGUCCUUCUGUGGCAUUGACCGGAAUCAAACAGCCGAGGGCGCCAAGCUCGUUUCUGGCCCACCCGACACGGAGCCAGACACAAGAUGUCUGUCGGUGCGCGAGGCUGUCAACUUUGCAAAGGUCACCAACCUGCUCGGUGUUAUUCUCGAGGCAACAACGCUCGCGGCUGUCCCGUCCCUGGUGGCAAGUGUCAAGGACGCAGGGCUGCUGCUGGCAGGCUUUGGUCAGGAGUCGGAUUUGACCAAGUUGAGGCAAGGUGCAAGUGACGGCCGGACGGUGGACGCGUUCUGUAGCGAUGGAAUCAUGACGCUCGUUAUAUAGUAGAAUCAACAAGGGACCCGGGGCUUGCUAUGCAUAGGAUCACACUGUA